GCCCCGCCCGUCCGCCCCGCCGCCCUCCCGCCGUGCCCCGCGCGGCCAAGAUGGCGGCCAAGAUGGCGGCGCCGUGGCGGGGUCUGUGGGUGCUGGCGGCGGCGGCGGCGGCGGCGCUGGGCGGCGGCGGCGGCGGGACCUGCCGGGGCGGCACCGGGAUGCGGCCCGGCGACACCGAGACCUGCGGCCUCUCCCUGCCCCUGGAGCACUCCUUCGAGCUGGAUGACACCCCCCGGUUCCGCAAGCGGGGGACGGUGACCUGGACCCCCGGCGCCGAGCCCGCCCUGACGCUCGCCCAGAAGCAGCUCAGCGAGGACGAACGCAACCAGCUGCGGGAGGUGGCGGCCCGGGACGGGCUGUACCGGGUGCGGAUCCCCCGCAAGCCCCCGGCCCCCGGGGAGGAGAGCGGGGCCCAGUACGUCACCUCCUUCGUGCGGGCGUGCGCCCUGGUGGAGUCCCACCUCUCGGACCAGCUGACGCUGCACGUGGACGUGGCCGGGAACGUGGUGGCCCUGGGGGUGGUGGCCGUGCCGGGGACCUGCCGCCGCCGCCACCUCGAGGACGCCGACCUGGAGCUCUUCAACACCUCGGUGGCCCUGCGGCACCCGCUGCCCGCCGCCACCCCCGAGACGGCCGCCUUCAUCCGGCACCUGGAGCAGGAGCAGGCGCAGCGCGCCAAGAACCCCCAGGAGCAGAAGUCCUUCUUCGCCAAAUACUGGAUGUACAUCAUCCCCAUCGUCCUCUUCCUCAUGAUGUCCGGCGCCCCCGACGCGGGGGGGGGACAAGGGGGGGGCACGGGGGGUGGGGGGGGCACAGGGGGCAGGUGAGACCGACCCCCCACUCCCCCAAACCCCCCUCCCCAAACCCCACGGGGGGGGAGGGGCAGCGAAUAAACCCUUCUGUGACCCCCCCA
Phalacrocorax carbo (great cormorant) is the source of this 913-nucleotide messenger RNA. The record is from RefSeq and is a predicted model, not a curated record. Lineage: Eukaryota; Metazoa; Chordata; Aves; Suliformes; Phalacrocoracidae.